Messenger RNA from Patella vulgata (common limpet), 5527 nucleotides. Its product is annotated as cyclin-dependent kinase 13. NCBI's taxonomy places the organism in Eukaryota, Metazoa, Mollusca, Gastropoda, Patellidae. The coding region runs from base 435 to 4124 and encodes 1229 amino acids. The record is from RefSeq and is a predicted model, not a curated record. The transcript is spliced from 10 exons. Gene Ontology annotation, molecular function: ATP binding; cyclin binding; cyclin-dependent protein serine/threonine kinase activity. Gene Ontology annotation, cellular component: nucleus; cyclin/CDK positive transcription elongation factor complex. Gene Ontology annotation, biological process: positive regulation of transcription elongation by RNA polymerase II; protein phosphorylation; transcription elongation by RNA polymerase II.
UCACAGGUUUAUGUCAUGAAAUAUUUUACCGGAAGCCAUUGACUGUGCGAUGUUAGCGGUGGAAAUGGCUAUCUGAAAGUAAAAUAUUGUGAUUUAAUCUAUUUAAAAUCUCUUGUUUAAUGUGCAAUCCAGAAGAAACAACUUCAUAUGUUGUAAAAGGAUAUUUAUUUGUGAUGUUAACAUCGGAUCUAAUGUCAUAACCUGGCUUACUUUGGCUAACGGGAAGUAUUUUUGUUCGUCUGGUUGAUGUGGCAAACAGCAAUAACUAAUGCAGUAAUGGCUAGACACGGCGAUAGUUUGAUAAAACGACAGUGCAACGGUUUACAAAAAAAAUACAUGGCAGAGUUUGCUCCUGUGGUAAUCAAUUGAUUGAUCACUUCUGAGAAGUGUUUGUUGAGCAGACAGUUUGUUUACUGUUUGCUUAGUCAUAAAUUAUGCCAAAGCAUCGCCACUCAAAUUCGUCGAGCAGGAAAAGAGAAUCAGAACACACUUUUUAUGGGGAUGAGUUUGAUGCCAGAUCCUAUGCCCAUUUAAUUCCUGGAUCAGGACAGCCACAAGAUGUUCAAGUGCCAAGAGAAAGUUCUCGCGAUGGAUCACAUGUAUCGAGUCGAAGAAGAAAAUCAAAGAAACAGAAGGGUCACAAGACACGAUCAAGAGAACGAGAGAGACCGAACGCGGAUAACCCCGGAAAAUCUCUUGUGCAGGCUUAUGAUGAUAUCAGUAGUGAUUCUGAUAUCGCAGACAAAGUUAUUCAACGUGAACCUGUUCGGUCGCCACCCGGUCGAACCGGGCCUAGUCGUGUGGGUGGAAAAAACAAAAAUCGGCGCAGCAUUUCACCAGCCACUUUAAUUAGGAGCUAUGCGAAUGCGAGAAGUUUAAGUAAUUCACCUAAUGUACGCGAUCCUAGUCCAUACAGAAAUGACAUAACUUCGAAAAGACAGAAAUCUAGUAAAAGAAGACAGUAUUCGCCAGAAAUAGAAAAACAAUAUUCGUCCUCUAAUUCAAGGAUGCCAGCUGAACCACCCAGGGCGUAUGCCGAUUUACCAAAGGCAUACAGUUCAGGCCCUCGUGCAUUAUCUCCCAGUCCACCACGUAAUAGUAAACGAUAUCGCUCUCGGUCGCGAAGUCCUUUACAUGUUAAAAGACGUGAGCGAGGGAGAAGUCCAAGUUUAGGCAAUAGUAAAAGGAACAGAAAUCGAUAUGAAUCACCUGUAAAUAGAGAGAAAUAUUCCAAUCGUAGAAGUCGUUCCAGAUCUCGCAACAAGUAUCCACAUUCCAGUCGUUAUUCAAUCUCACAGAGUCCUUCUCCAGAACCGGCUCGAAGAUCAGCGACUAAUAGAAACUCUUCGAUAAGUCAAUCAACUGUCAAAUAUGCAUCGAGUUUGGCAGCAGAAAUCAGCAAACAUAAACGAGCACGCGCCUUACGCAAUGAUCGUUUACAAGAUAAUAAACGGCCCUACAAAGAAACUGUUAAUGAUAAACAUUCAUCUCGUGAUCCAAUAGUUAUCUCCCCUUCUCCACCACGCAUUCUGGUGAAAGAGACUAUAAAAGAGAGGAUUAGUGUUCAAGUGCAAAACAAUAAUAGCCAAGAACGUGUCAUCGAGGAAAGGCGAAUAGAGGACAGACGGAUAGAAGAAAGGCGGAUAGAGGAUAGGCGGACAGAGGAGAGGCGAUUGGAGGAUAGGCGGUUGGAGGAGAGACGGAUAGAGGAUAGGCGGUUGGAGGAGAGACGGAUUGAAGAACGACACCUUGAGGAUAGACGAAUUGAUGAGCGGAGAAAUGAGGAAAGGAGAAAUGAUGAUAGAAGUAAUGAUAGAAGGAAUGAAUAUGAAGAGAGAAAAGUAGACCGCCAAGUUAAUGUUAGACCUGAUAGUAACGAAGAUAUAAGACGGUCUCCACCUGCUAGAAAACCUCUACCUUUACCACAAGUUACUCCUGAAAGCAGCUCUAGUCCAUAUAGUGAUCGUUCUAGAUCAAGAGAACCAUCUCCACGAAGGCGAAGAAUAACUGAUCUACCAAUGCCUCCUAAUGUUGAUGAUCCAGAGUUUGAUGAUGAACAAGAAUAUAUUCAAGAUUUGGAUAGUGAUAAGAAAGAUCAACCAAAAAUCAAACGUCCUAGGAUGUGUUUAUUGAGACGAUAUAAUGAUAAGGGUAAGGGAGAUUGGGGUGAGAGAAGUGUGGACGUAUUUAAGAUAUUAGAGAUUAUAGGAGAAGGAACUUAUGGUCAAGUUUAUAAAGCUAGAGAUACAUAUACUGAUGAUUAUGUUGCCUUGAAGAAAGUACGUCUUGAAAAUGAGAAAGAGGGUUUUCCUAUAACAGCUGUCAGAGAAAUAAAAAUACUACGUCAACUGAAUCAUCCAAAUAUUGUAAAUCUAAAAGAAAUAGUUACUGAUAAACAAGAUGCCAUGGACUUUAAAAAAGACAAAGGUGCAUUUUAUUUAGUAUUUGAGUAUAUGGAUCACGAUUUAAUGGGAUUAUUGGAAUCAGGUUUUGUUGCAUUUAGAGAAGAGAAUAUAGCUUCAUUCAUGAAACAGUUAUUGGAUGGAUUACAUUACUGUCACUCUAUGAACUUUUUACAUCGAGACAUCAAGUGCUCCAACAUUCUACUCAACAAUAAAGGUCAAAUUAAAUUGGCAGAUUUAGGAUUAGCUAGGUAUUAUAAUGCUGAAGAUAAAGAUCGUCUAUAUACUAAUAAAGUUAUAACAUUAUGGUACCGACCACCAGAACUUCUACUAGGAGAGGAAAGAUACGGUCCUGCUAUUGAUGUCUGGAGUCUAGGGUGUAUCUUGGGAGAAUUAUUUACGAGAAAACCCAUCUUCCAAGCUAACCAGGAGUUUCCUCAACUGGAAUUAAUCAGUAAAACAUGUGGCUCACCUUGUCCAGCUAACUGGCCGGAUGUUAUCAAACUACCCUUGUUUCACACAUUUAAGCCUAAACGCCAAUAUCGACGUCGACUACGGGAGGAGUUCUCGUUUAUGCCGAAAUCAGCAUUAGAUUUGAUGGAUCGUAUGUUAGAUUUGGACCCAUCAAAAAGAUGUACAGCUGUAGAGGGACUGGCUAGUCCAUGGUUACGUGAUGUUAACCCUGAUCGUAUCCCACCUCCAGACUUGCCGAAGGAUCAAGAUUGUCAUGAACUUUGGUGUAAAAAUCGAAAAAAGUUGAUGAGAGAAGCAUUAAAAAGGGGUGACGACAGUUUUUCAAAAAGUCCUUUGCGAGGCUCAGCUCCUCCAGGGCAACAAACUAAGACAUUUCCAGCACAAACGGGCGACAGAGUUGGACAUUAUGAAAAAGCAUCAUCUGUCUCUAGUGUGGAUUUUAAAAAUAAACUAGGAAAUGUUAAUACAGACAUGGCAAUGCAAGAUGUGAACUCUUCUCUUGUGAAAAAUCAACUGGCUCAACUGAUGCCUCUAUUGGAGGGUCAGACAUCUUUAAGUGUAGCUCAAAUAGCAAAAAGACUGGAUGUGAAUAUCGAUCCAACAACAUCUCAGCUACUGGAUAAUCUUAAAAAUCAAAUGUUGGCAAGUAGUGCUCCACAGACUAAACAAAGUGAAAGUACGGGAUAUGGAAAUUAUGGUUCAAAUGGAAAUUAUUCAAGUGCUGGUAAUGGGAAUGGAUUUGGUCAAACGAAGGCUUUUACUGACCAAUCAGCACCACCAGUUGAUAAAAAUGCUGGUGUUAAAGCUGCAUUGAUGCAACUUUUAUCAGGUGGAAGUGCAGGAGCUGCUGGUAUUGCCACUCAACGUUCAGUGGAUAGACAAUACAGUGAAGGAAGUGAUUCAAGAUUGUCUCACAGUGGACAACAAUUCUCUGACUACCCAGCAGCUACCAAACCAGCCACCAUUAGCCAGCCACCAGACAGAAAGGCUCCAGGUCCUCCCCAGAAGAGCUAUUCUUCGGAUGAUUCAGGUGAUGGAAUGAAGUAUGGUGGACGCCACGGUCAACCACAAGGAGGUGGGGAACCUGUUCCAUUACGAGCAAAGGUACAGAGUUAUUUUGACCAAUAUGGAGGCAGUGGAAGGGGAAAACCAAGGGGAGGUUACUCUGGUGGUUAUGGUGGAGCAGGUGGUAAUCCUCGAGGUGGAUAUGGGGGAGGAUCACGUGGUAGAAGUCAAAGUUGGAGAUAGACAAAAUAUCCAAAUUUAUGAUAUUUUUUAUCUGUUAAUUAGUUUGAUAAAUCUAACAAGUGUGCAUUUAAGAUUGAAAUAUCUAUAAAAUUUAAGAUAACUCGGGCUUCAAUUCUGUAUCAUUGCCAUCAAAUUCUGUGUCAAUAAUGUGCAUAUUUUGAGAAUGGAAAUAGUAUCGGUUCUUGGGGCAUUUCCAAAUUUAGUAUUGCAAGAACAGCCAUGUAUUUUAUCUGUUAUAUUAUUCUAUAUUCCACACCAUGAUCAUUAUAAUGAGCAUUUUGAAUGUCUUGGUGAGAUAAAUUAUUUUGCUAUUUAUCGUUGUUAUGACAUAUCAGUCAGUAUAUAUAUAUAAUCCUUGAGUGGCAUUUGGCGAUUGAACACACUAAAAAAACAACACAGUUUAUAUGGAAAUACAAUCACUGGUUUAUAAGUAUAGCACGACGUUUCGACAAGUAUUUUUUGUGCUUGAUAACGAUAAGAGAAUACUUGUCGAAACGUCGUGCUAUACUUAUAAACCAGUGAUUGUAUUUCCAUAUAAACUGUGUUGUGUUUGUAUAUAUAUAGUAAGCUUUGAUUAGAUAUAUAGUACAGGCAACAUCAUCAUCAGUGAUCAAUUUGGGUGUAUUAUAGAAAAUUGGUUUCCUGGAUGAUUUCUGCAUAGCUUAUGAACUAAGGUAGUUCGGUGACAAUAUGAUUAACAGUUUCAAUUUGAAACGUUUAGUAGCAUUAUACUUUUGUUACCUCAAAACGAAAAAUAGAGCAACCCUAACAACAAGAUAUUUAGCUUGCUAUACUUUGCUUUCAUAUUAAAGCUUUCGUAUUAAAGCAGACAAGUUUUUCUGAAACCUAGAGCCUUUGGUAUUUCUGAGAAAGACAUUUAAUGCAUGUAUUUGUGCAUUGAAUAAAGAACAACACGUUUUAUGUGUAUAAUUUAAUUUGAUAUCCUGGUGAGGUAGAUGUUUAUGUAAGGGUUAUAAAUGUAAAUAUAUAUUAUGAUUCUGUAUAAUGGAUGACAAGUUUGACAUCUUUACAACUUGAUUGAUUUUAUUAUUAUUAUUAUAAUUUGUAAUAUUUUGGCUUAGCUUGUAGAUAAAGUAGGUACAGUUGUAUAUUUCUGAUCUAUUUUUUUAUGUAUAUAAAAUUAUACAUGUAAAACUGAUGGUACGAUGGUAAACAGGUUGUUAUUCCUAGAUUAAAUUAUAUUUUAUUGGUUUACAUGUAGAUGUAUUUAAAUGUAUAUUAUGGAAUUAUGGUGAAAUAAAAACUGUGAACCAUGUUUUCAGUUUGCAGAUUGUAUGAUAUAGAAUUGUCUGCAUGUACUAUACUAUUCUUAUUAUUUUCUGUUCUGCAAAAAAAAAAAAAGAAUGUUAUAUUCAUUAAAAAGCUGUAUAAUAGAUAAUAAA